Messenger RNA from Ambispora gerdemannii, 345 nucleotides. The record is from the annotation of a GenBank genome assembly. Lineage: Eukaryota; Fungi; Glomeromycota; Glomeromycetes; Archaeosporales; Ambisporaceae.
AUGGCAAACCGACAAACAAUUUCCCUAUUUCGAAAUAUACUUCGUGAAGUGAAUCGUCAAUUCACAUCAAUAAAUAAAAAUACACUAUGGCGCGACGAAUUAUUUCAAGCGUUUCGUGAAAACAAAAAUGUCAAUGAUCCCAACAAACUUACAGGUUUGAUACGUGAUGCUGAGGAUGUGGUGACUUUUUUAAAAAGUAAACGGAAAUAUGGGGAAUUAAUUAACCUUUAUAAUCCAUCUAAUGAGAAUCGUAUCGAAAUGGCGGCAAAUCGUGUUGGUCUACGGUUGCCUAAUUCAUAUGACGGAAAAACGCACCAAAAUUUACCAGAUAAUAAAUUACAAUGA